AUGGCUGGUGCAAAGGUGGUUCAUACCCCUAUGUCUAUAACAGCUAAGCUUCUUCUCAAUGAUGGGACUGCAGGUUUUGCAGUAAAUCCACUAGCUCAGUUUAUGCUCAAGCCAACGGUUGCUCACUGGCAGCAUGUUAAGCGUCUUUUGCGCUACAUCAAGCAAACGAUUCACUUCGAAAUUCUCCUUCAUCGUCAAGUAAAUCCUAUUCUUCGAGGUUUUUCUGAUGCCGGAGGGCUCCGUAAGCCUCCUUUACUUCUCUAUGACAAUGUCGGUGUCACACAGCUUAGCCUCAAUCCUGUCAUGCAUUCCAGGAUGAAACUCAUCGCCAUUGAUCUUCAUUUUGUCUGUGACUAUGUUCGUCGUGGUCAACUACGCGUUUCCCACAUUCACACGGAUGACCAGCUUGCAGAUUUACUGACAAAGCCUCUUGCUAGAUCCCGCUUUCAUCUGUUAUGUAGCAAAAUUAAUGUUUCUGAUGGAUCAUUAAUUUUGAGGGGUCGUAUCAGGAACCAGCUUGAUUGA
Molecule: messenger RNA, 525 nt
Organism: Olea europaea var. sylvestris
Lineage: Eukaryota; Viridiplantae; Streptophyta; Magnoliopsida; Lamiales; Oleaceae
Exons: 3
Coding region: 1-525 (174 amino acids)
Source: RefSeq, a predicted model, not a curated record